Notolabrus celidotus (New Zealand spotty) is the source of this 5164-nucleotide messenger RNA. It is a transcript of the gene srpk2, whose product is annotated as SRSF protein kinase 2. The coding region runs from base 173 to 2680 and encodes 835 amino acids. Gene Ontology annotation, biological process: protein phosphorylation; spliceosomal complex assembly; regulation of mRNA processing. Lineage: Eukaryota; Metazoa; Chordata; Actinopteri; Labriformes; Labridae. The record is from RefSeq and is a predicted model, not a curated record. The transcript has 18 exons. Gene Ontology annotation, molecular function: protein kinase activity; ATP binding.
CGUGCCAUCUUUAGGUAGCGGUGUUUGUGUGUGUGUGAGCGGUGUUUGUGUGUGUGUGAGUGAGAGAGAGAGAGAGAGAGAGCUGUGUGUGUGUGUGUGCGAGCGAAAGGCAGGGAGAAUCCGGCUGCUGCCACCGAGCUGCCCGCUCCUGCUGAGGGGAAGAGGAGGAAACAUGAGCUCCAGGAAAGUCAUGGCCAUCCAGGCCAGGAAAAGGAGGCCGAAGGGGAAAAAAGACAGAACGGGUCACCAUCGGAGGCCUGAGACCCAGCAGAAAGCCCCGGUGAGUGCCCCUCCUCCCCCGCCGCCCCCUCCGCCUCCCCCUGAGCCGACAGGGCCCCCGGAGCCGGAGGAGGAGAUCCUGGGCUCCGAUGAUGAGGAGCAGGAGGACCCUGCAGACUACUGCAAAGGAGGGUACCAUCCGGUGAAGAUCGGGGACCUGUUCAACGGGAGGUACCAUGUGAUCAGGAAGCUGGGGUGGGGCCACUUCUCCACCGUAUGGCUGUGCUGGGACAUACAAGUGAAGAACUUUGUGGCGAUGAAGGUGGUGAAGAGCGCCCAGCAUUACACGGAGACGGCCUUGGAUGAGAUCAAACUGCUGCGAUGUGUGAGAGAGAGUGACCCAAGCGACCCGAACAAAGACAUGGUGGUCCAGCUGAUCGACGACUUCAAGAUCUCUGGAGUCAACGGCAUACAUGUGUGUAUGGUGUUUGAGGUGCUCGGUCACCACCUGCUGAAGUGGAUAAUUAAAUCCAACUAUCAAGGUCUGCCACUGCCCUGCGUCAAGAGCAUCAUCAGACAAGUCCUGCAGGGUCUGGACUACCUCCACGCUAAAUGUAAAAUCAUCCACACGGACAUCAAGCCUGAGAACAUCUUGAUGUGUGUAGACGAUGCCUUUGUGAGACGCAUGGCUAUGGAGGCAACUGAGUGGCAGAAAGCUGGAGCUCCCCCACCGUCUGGAUCAGCAGUUAGCACAGCCCCCCAGCUCAAACCGGCGAGUACAACAGAUGUGGGAAAGAUCUCCAAGAACAAGAAGAAGAAGCUGAAGAAGAAGCAGAAGCGACAGGCAGAGCUGCUGGAGAGGCGGAUGUUGGAAAUCGAAGCCCUGGAGAGAGAGGCGGAGAAAAAGGAGGAGAGAGCCAAAGACGGGGGAGAGAAAGGAGACCACGAACAAAACCCGCCCUCACCCAAGAAGAAGACGGCGCCGGCGAUCGGCCCGAGCAUCGCGCUGGGGGAGAGCGAUGAUGAUGAUGACGAUGAGGAGGAGGAUGAGGAGGAGGAGGGAGGAGAGAGGGAGAGGCCAAUCAGAUUGACAAAUCAUACAUGUGCGGCGCCUCCUCAGGAGCAGAGCGAGGCACCUCACAUUACUGGAGAUGACCCCGAGGCGGAGGAGGAGGAGGAGGUGAAGCCAGAGGGGAAAGAGACUGAGAAAGAGGAGAAGGAGAAAGAGGAGCCAAAGAGUGAGAUCAAAAUAGAGGAGGAGGCAGAGGCAGAAAAAGAGGUGUCUAAGGAAAAGGAGGUGGAAGAGGAGGAGGAGGAUGAAGAGGAGGAAGAGGAGGAGGAUGAUGACGAGGAUGAUGAGGAUGACGAUACGACCGCGGACCUCCUCACAGAGAGCACCUCCCCCAUCGUACCGGACAACAACAAAAACAAGUCGGCCAAAACCAACGGUCACGUUUUGUUGGGAUCUGAGGGACUGAAACCAAACCCUGGGACUCCCCUGCCUCCAUCCCCCACCCCCGAGCCUCUCCUCUGCCCCCUGGUGGAGUCAGAGCUCAGCUACACGGACAGGGAAAACUCCCUCAGUUCUGGUUACGAGUUGUAUAACGGAGAGGUGAGCGAGCAAGGGCUGACCAAUGGCUCCGAUCACCACAGGGUCAAAGUGCCCAAUUUUCCCGACCUGCCCCUGGAUCCCCUGCCGGGAAACCCCAUUCCUGUUGGAACGGCAGACAUUGGAGAAGGACCGUCACCCAACAGCCCUGCUGACCGCAGUCGCACUGUGUCGUCCUCAAGCACAGGGGACACACCCAAAGUCAGGGCCAGAGCUGCAGAUCUCCUCAUCAACCCACUAGACCCAAGAAACGCUGAGUCAAUUCGAGUCAAAAUCGCUGACCUUGGAAAUGCCUGUUGGGUGCACAAGCACUUUACAGAAGACAUCCAGACGAGACAGUACCGUUCCAUUGAAGUCCUGAUAGGAGCUGGUUACAGCACCCCUGCAGACAUCUGGAGUACUGCCUGCAUGGCCUUUGAGCUGGCGACUGGCGAUUACUUGUUUGAACCUCAUUCUGGAGAAGACUAUUCCCGUGAUGAGGACCACAUAGCCCACAUCAUAGAGCUGCUGGGCUGUAUUCCGAGGCACUUUGCGCUCUCUGGAAAAUAUUCCCGGGAGUUCUUCAACAGAAGAGACCACAUCGCUCUGAUCAUGGAGCUCCUUGGGAAGGUCCCACGCAAAGUGUUCGCUGCCGGGAAGUACAGCCGAGAGUUUUUCUCCAAGAAAGGUGAGCUGCGGCACAUCACCAAGCUGAAGCCCUGGUCCUUGUUUGACGUGCUGGUGGAGAAGUAUGGCUGGGCGCACGAAGAUGCCGGCCACUUCACCCACUUCCUCCUGCCCAUGCUGGAGAUGGUGCCUGAAAAGAGGGCCUCUGCCAGCGAAUGCCUCAACCACCCCUGGAUCAACUCGUAGCCACAAACUCUGAUCAGAAGCCCUCCUCCUCUCCCUUGUCCUACCAACAGUUAGCCCCAACUUCACCCCCUGGUGGUAGCCCUAUAGGACCAACAGCAUGGAGAGGGUAGAGACAAACUCAUUCUCUCUACCCUGUCCCACACAUCCAUUACAUGCUUAUCCGAGUAGACUCACAUUCAGCAGAAGCCCCUCAUCUUCCCCUAAAGGAAUGUAAAGACAAGCGUAUGGAGAUAACAUGACAUAGUGGUUGUGUCUUCCAGAACAUCUCCAGUAAGAAUCCGUAAAUUUGAAGAUGGAUGCUGGAAGAGAUGGGCUUUCUUCUUCUUCUUUCCUGUCAUCAAGAUGUCAGCCAACCCCUUCAAUCAUAUCUCUCCCCUCCUUAAUUCACAGUUUGAACCUGUUUGGAUCCAGUUACGGGCCACCAACAGCUGUUGAUCUUUUCAGUGAGGGGAAAGAAGAGUCAGUGACAAGCUACGAGCUCCAUCUGCCAUGACCUUUACAUAGCCAGGGCCUUAUAGACAGACAAGAGUGUUUGUUUUUGUGGAUGACAAUGAGCACAUGUUGCCUGUGCUCAAGCCUACAGAGAAUCUUCUUCUUUCUUUCCAGCCCAGGUACCGUUUCUUCUCUCCCUCACUCUGCUACGGAAGAAGCACCCACAUGGGACUAAAAAGUUUACACCCUUAUUUCUCCCACAAAACCAACCCCCUUUCCUUCCCGUUUGGGUCCCCCAUCCCGAACCCUUCCCAAACGAGCCGCAUGCUCCUGCCAGGGGGCCAACACAGAGAACUGGAGGUCAGCCAGUCCUCCAGGGGGCACCACGCUGACAGUUGCUACUCUGACAGAGACAGUGCAGGAUGAGCAAAAAAACAAGAAUACAAUCAAUUAAACAUGGAGGAGGACUGCUGGGUCUCUAAAGACUAUUUUUAAAAUGCAUGGAGGGACUGAUGGAUCAGCAUGAGCGGAUAUAACAAAUGGACAAUGGAUGCGUUAUUUUAUUCGUACAUUUCGCUGGUUUCUUUCCUGUUUCAUCACCUCUCUUGGACCUUGUGUUAGAAAGAAUUAUGUUAGGAUAUUUUGGUGCCCCGUGUGAGGACGUUUCAACCCCUUCUUCUUCUACUUCUUCAGCUUUUGACAUUCCUAAAUCUUGGUCCAUCAUUCCUGACUUCUAUUCCCAAGAGCAAUUCUGUUGAGUCCUGCUGUGUCACGUUUACCUGAUCUAGUUGGUACUAUUCCCCUUUGUUUCCCCCCUCUAGAGGAACCCUUUGAUCCCUGAGCUUCUCCAGAAAAGGGGAUGGUCACACGGAGGUUGCACUUGUCUUUGUAGAUGUCCUUCAGGGAUUUGAAAUCUUUGUACAUAGAACUGAGAUCUUGCAAUGCAGAUAAGUGACCGUGGACAAAGUUUCAACACAACAAGCAUCAUUCCAAAAAAAAAAUCUGAGGCUGCUGUUGGCAUAACUUGACUUCCUCUGAUACAGCUGUCAUAGCUCUGGCCUUGGAGGAAUGUUCAGACUGAACUGUGCCACCUGGUGGCCAAUGAGAGUACUGCAUUGCCACACACUGCUGCUGCUCUCUGUGCCAACGCUCCAAGACGUUCCACUAGAUCUCUCCACUUAAUCUCUAUUUCUGUCUCACACAGACACACAAACACAGACACACACAAAAACGCGCAUCAUCACAAUUAGUCCAGUUGCCUAUUUUUCGCAAUAAAUGAAAAAAGAUGAAUAUAAGUAAAUGGUGAGAUAUUUUUAAAAACUAUUUAAUUCAUUAAAAAAAAAAAAGAGGAACAAAGAAAACAACUUCUCUCUGGUUGUUGUGACCGUGACAGAAUCUCGUCUUAUACUGAGGUGAUUGUGUUUGUCUAAUAGAGAUGUUUUUAUUUCUUUUGUCAUUAUUAUUAUUAAUUAUUAUUAUUAUUAUUGAGAGAUUUUUUACACAGUUGUCACCUCUCCCCUCCCUCCUUACUUGAAUAGUGCUGCUCUGUCUGGGCCCUAGAUGGUGAUUAAAAAGUAAUCAACAGUUUUGCAAUAAAGGGUAUGUGAUGAGUUUUUUUUUGCACCAAAACCUCCUGAUCUCACUCUUUCAGCCAUGCUGACUGUUCUUCCUGAUGACAUUGACAGAAUUGCGUCUCUUGUCUGUGUUUUUCAUUGACAGAUUUAAUAAAAUUGUAAAUUAAUGGAUCCUCUUCCCUUGAUGUAGUGAAUUUUCUGUUGUGAAGUUUCAACAGUGAACCCGACAAGGACAGUCAGCAACUUUGGACAUCAUCAGUAAGAUUGAUUUCUUUAUUGAAAUGUUCAAAACAUAAAAGUGUUCUAACUCAGGUAAUGAGAGGUUAAAAGAGGAGGUCCGAUGUGAGUGAGAUUAUCCAAAGGCUUCAUCGAUGAUGUAGUGUGAGAGAACUUUUGUUACAGUACAUUGUGAUUCACACACUAAAGCAAAUGUGGUCCAUUAGACUUAGAUGCAAUAAAAAAACAGAGUGAUAAAACA